Protopterus annectens (West African lungfish) is the source of this 2651-nucleotide messenger RNA. RefSeq names its product ubiquitin-conjugating enzyme E2Q-like protein 1. The transcript has 3 exons. The record is from RefSeq and is a predicted model, not a curated record. NCBI's taxonomy places the organism in Eukaryota, Metazoa, Chordata, Ceratodontiformes, Protopteridae. Bases 468 to 1181 code for a protein of 237 amino acids.
GUGUGACAAGCACAAAGAAAAGAAAUAUUCUCUGCCCCAUCUACUACACCCUCAUGGGCUCUCCUUGUCUGAGUCAGUAGUCAGACUGUGUAGCAUAGACUCACGUUGUAUUCCUUUCAGCUACUAACAAAUUAUUACCACAUUUAACCUGCUGCCCUUUUCUCAAAAAAUAAUAAUAAUUAGACACUGAACCCUGAUGAAAAGAGCAGCAGGGAUUUUACAUUCCCUGCUGAGGAGGUGAGAGACAAUUAUUUCACAGGUUUCCUUGAUGAUGCCUUCGCUAAGGAACAGAAGACACAUCAUAGCUUAGCCUGCUUUACCACCUCCAUUUUUCUAGCUGUUGCCAUCAGAAGAUAAAAAGACGUGAGAGAGACAGACCGAGGAAGACAAGCAGACAGAGCAAUUACGGUGCUAAAGAAAAUGGACAUUUGAAGUGGAUCUUGACAUUUCAGGUGCAAAGGUUGGACAUGGCGAUGCUGCUUCGGAAACUAGGGAUUACCAACCUUUCAGACAGAGGUACUGGGAGUCCCAAAGGUUCACGGAAAGCUGCAAAACAGGAGAGGUCUGUCUUAGACAGGAGGAAAGCACAGGAUUCUGUAAAAGUCGAAAAUACUGCAAAGGAUGUGCUGGUGCCUACCAGUGCAAGAGAGCCUUCACUACAGCAACAUCGUGUCCAAGUACGUGCCAAACGGCUUAUGAAGGAAUUGCAAGAAAUCCACAAGACAGUGGGGGAUUUUAUGACAGUUGAGCUGGUUGGGGACAACCUCUUUGAGUGGACAGUUAAGCUGUAUCAAAUUGAUCAUGACUCACUCCUCUGGAAGGACAUGAGAGAGACAAACACAGAAUUCAUCCUGGUCGGCUUGAGCUUCCCUGAAAACUUUCCUUUCUCACCUCCUUUUGUUCGUGUUCUGGAUCCUGUCAUUGAGAAUGGUUAUGUAUUAGAUGGUGGAGCAAUAUGCAUGGAGCUCCUGACACCGCGUGGUUGGUCUAGUGCCUAUACUGUGGAGGCCAUCAUGAGGCAGUUUUCUGCCAGCCUUGUCAAAGGACAGGGUCGGAUUUGCAGAAAGACAGGAAAAUCAAGAAAGGCUUUCACUCGGAAGGAAGCUGAAGCCAGCUUCAGAAACCUGAUGAAGACUCACGAGAAAUAUGGCUGGGUUACACCUCCAAGCAUGGAUGGGUAACAGAAACAAGCAAUAUGGCAGCAAAGGACAAUUUUCCAAAGUGGAAUGAAUGGAACAAUUAGAUUGGGAAAGGGUGGGAAUGAGUCUUUUUUCUCUGGAAAUUAACAGACCUUAGCAUUUUUAUUCAUGUAAGGAUAAAGCAACCUCACAUGGGUUUGUAGCUGUUAAUCAGUGCAAACAAAAGAAAUGUGCUGCAAGGAUAGUGGGUUGUGCAUUUCUCUUAAGCAGUUUAAACACCUGCUGAUUUGUGGAGGUGGUUAAGUCUGAGUCCAUUCACAUUCUUUAAUUAGUUUUAAAAAAAUUCAGUUUGAAAGGUAAGUCAUCCUUUGUAUUAAAAUAGUUACUGUGUCGGAAACGUUGAGCUAGAAUCACAGCAAUUCUACAAGUGUAAAAGAUCAGCAUAGUAGUAAAUGCCUAGACAAUUGAUAAAAGUGUGCUAUUUAAAUGUCUUUAAAAUUAUUUACUUAACAAAGCCCAUCCCCCUGCCCCGGGCUAUAUUUGUGUACAUAUCUUUAGGGACAUAUGAAUAAUUCAGAGGGUAGCCAUGUGACACACACAACUGAAAGAUUAAGAUUUUCACAGAUUACUUUUACAAAAUGGGUUCAUAAAACUGUAUCAUCUGACUGGAUAACAGGGCUGAAAAAAUAUAUUCAAAGCACAGUAAAAACAAGCAUAUUCUGAAGAUGAGUAAGUGUCAGGAAAAGCUGUUUCAUUAGCUUGAUGGUGGACUGGGUUGUGUGCCAAACGGAUACCACUGUAUGCCUUGGCUGGAGAAGUACUUGCCCAAUACUUUGGCUAUGUGGUAAUAUUUGCUCAGCAUACACCACUGAACAGUAAUGAUUAUCUAUAUGUAACCCACAACAUCAAAAUGCCUUUCUUUAAUGUCGAAACCAAAUAACCCACACCACUCAAAAGAGGAAGAAAUAUUAAUGAGUUUGUUUAAUUACCUGGAAAGAUAAUUAUUUUAACUACCUGGUACAUCAACUUUAAAGAGAGAUGGAAUUUUGUUAAUGAUGUAACUUAAAUAUAUGUGUGUUUCAUUGAUUAUUAAUAUGGGGGACUUAAUUAUCUGACUAGUAUUUUCAAACUCAUUUUUAUGAUUUCUUUAAGGGUAAUGCUUUCAAAAGACUUGGCCAUUUUUGUUCGUUAUGUUUUUUUUUUAAUAUUAAGAUGAAAGUGUCAUUAGUGACAAGUAAGAUUUGGAUAGACUUACUUUAAGUCAGCACCAAAUGGAACGCUUCUGAAUGACUUGAGUCCUGAUAAAAUUGUCUCUGUUAUAAAUGGAACGGGUAACCUUUGUAUAUUCGCAUUCACUUAAAUGUAGCUGGUCAGUUAUAACAUUAAUGAUGACAGUUUUCGAACUGAAUGUAUUUGUGGAGUUGUUGCUAAAUGAUUUUGCUUAAGACUGAGUGUCUUAUUUUGUGUGCUCGCUAAAAAUUCCAACAAAAUUAAAAUCAUUGAGAUGGUGAA